Messenger RNA from Monomorium pharaonis (pharaoh ant), 3211 nucleotides. RefSeq names its product solute carrier family 23 member 1. Gene Ontology annotation, cellular component: membrane. The transcript has 13 exons. The record is from RefSeq and is a predicted model, not a curated record. Gene Ontology annotation, molecular function: transmembrane transporter activity. The coding region runs from base 278 to 2014 and encodes 578 amino acids. Gene Ontology annotation, biological process: transmembrane transport. NCBI's taxonomy places the organism in Eukaryota, Metazoa, Arthropoda, Insecta, Hymenoptera, Formicidae.
GGUCACAAUUGCAUUAUUCAUUAUCGGUGUCUCGUCAAGCUUUGCUGCAGACGGAGGGGAUAGUAUGUGCCACGGAGAACAAGCGUUGCUUUACAGCAAACCAUUUAGGGAUUUAUUACAGACAGAUAGCAGAUAGUAUCGCAGCAGAACAAUAUAUUUAAGAGGAAAUCAAGCGUGAUUUUAGACGAACAGUCUAAUAUACUUGAACGAAGACUUUACACGUGCAACAAAUUUUCGAAAUUUUCUAGGUCGAGGUUGUGCCGUGUUUCUUGCAAAAAUGCCAGAAAAUGAGAUACCGAUAUCCGAAUUGAAAAAUUUAACAGCCAUUCCGAUGGCGGAGGAAACAACAAAUGAUAGAAAUAGAAAUUCUGAGCUUACUUACGGCAUCGAUGAUGCUCCGCCGUGGUAUCUGUGUUUAUUCAUGGCAUUACAGCAUUACUUAACUAUGAUUGGUGCCAUUGUUUCCAUUCCAUUCAUUCUAACACCAGCAUUAUGUAUGGCCGAAGAUGAUCCCGCGAGGAGUCACAUUAUUUCUACGAUGAUUUUUGUCACUGGUUUAGUAACGUUCAUUCAAACUACCAUAGGAUGUAGAUUGCCAUUGGUGCAGGGCGGUACCAUAUCAUUCUUGGUACCAACUCUGGCGAUACUGAAUCUGCCGCAAUGGCAAUGUCCCGCACCGGAAGUUCUUGAGCAAAUGUCCCACGAAAACCGAACCGAGCUCUGGCAAAUUCGAAUGAGAGAACUGUCGGGUGCCAUCACUGUUUCUGCCUUAUUUCAAGUGAUCAUCGGGUUUGGAGGUAUCGUGGGAUAUUUGUUGAAAUUUAUAACUCCCCUAACAAUCGUGCCGACAGUUUCACUAGUUGGGCUAUCGCUCUUUGAAAACGCUGCGGAUGCAGCAUCUCAGCACUGGGGUAUCGCAGUUGGAACGGUAAUACUAUUAACGACAUGCUCUCAAGUAAUGGUCAACGUUCCAUUUCCGUUCAUAACAUAUCGCAAAGGUCAAGGAUUCCAAAUUAUCUGGUUCGAAUUGUUCAAACUUUUUCCGGUUUUGCUGACGAUAAUCGUCAUGUGGAUAAUCUGCACUAUACUAACGAUAACCGACACGCUACCGUUCGGUCAUCCCGCCAGGGCGGACACCAAAUUGAAAAUUAUAAACGAUUCACCCUGGUUUCGGGUACCGUAUCCCGGACAGUGGGGCGUACCUACGGUAACAUUGUCAGGCGUCCUCGGUAUGCUAGCGGGAGUAAUGGCGUGCACGGUCGAGUCCAUCAGUUACUAUCCAACCACCGCGAGAAUGUGUGGAGCACCGCCGCCACCGGUCCACGCGAUCAAUCGUGGUAUCGGCAUAGAGGGUCUGGGUACGAUGCUGGCUGGACUUUGGGGUAGCGGCAAUGGCACAAACACGUUCGGCGAGAAUGUCGGCACGAUAGGGGUCACCAAGAUCGGUAGCCGCAGAGUCAUACAGUGGGCCUGCUUUUUGAUGAUCCUGCAAGGCGUGAUCAGCAAAUUCGGUGCGGUAUUCAUCAUAAUUCCCGAGCCGAUAGUCGGCGGAAUAUUCUGCGUGAUGUUCGGCAUGAUUUGUGCUUUCGGCUUGGCGGUUUUGCAAUAUGUAAAUCUUAAUUCCGCAAGGAACUUGUUCAUCCUAGGCUUGUCCAUGUUCUUCCCUCUGGUCCUGUCGAAGUGGCUGAUCAAACAUCCGGAUACGAUACACACGGGAAACACUGUGGCGGAUAGCGUAUUUACUGUACUGCUCAGUACUACUAUUCUAGUAGGUGGUGUGUUGGGCUGUUUUCUGGAUAAUAUCAUCCCAGGAAAUGCAAAGGAUCGUGGAUUGGAGGCUUGGGCGAAAGAAAUGGAACUAAACGGUGGCGCGGCUGAAAAACAAACUGACGAAGCUUCCGGUACUGCAGAGUACGUCCGAAAUACUUUUGAUUUCCCGUUCGGGAUGAAUCUGUUAAGGAGUUGGAAAUGGACAUUUUACAUACCGUUUUUACCUACUUAUCAAAAAUCAUAAAUACGCGCGCGCAUUAGGAGUAAAUAAUGCAACUAUACUUUGCGCAUGCAUACGCCUAUGCUGCGUUGCAAGAUAUGAUCUUUAAUCGAAAAAAUAUAAUAUAUAAAAAGACAAAUGUGAUAUCACAGUUAUAAACAUUUUACAACGCACGAGUCUUAGUUUCAGUCAUUAGCUUUGUUGCGGCAUUAUAAAAAUAUAUAUAAUUUGAUGCGUGAGGUUCAUUAAGAUAAUUGAUAGCCUACGAAAAUAAAGAUGAUUAUAGUUAAAUAAGAAUUCAGUACACGAGCGGACAAAAUACCUAUUAAGCAUACUGUCUGGGUAUGAGUAAUAAUAUCCGCAUGUGUAUGUAUAUUAAAGAUCGACAAUAUUUUUUUAGCAAAACAAAAGAUGUUUUAUAUAAUUAAAUGAAAUAUAUAUUUAAUACAAAUUUAAUAAAACAUUUAGUAAAUAUUUAGUAAAACUAAAGAUUAAUAUAAUUUUGUAUAUUUUAUCGGGAAAUAUACAGUAUUUUACAUAGCACAUAAUAUUACUGUAAUAAUUACGUGCUAUGCGGGAUAUGUGCCCACCCUCCCAGACAGCCACAAAAUACUAAAAGAUGACGAAAAGACGUCUUUUUUAAGUUGUCUUUUAGGUAAGACUAAAAGAUGACUAUAAGACAUGUUUUAGACGUCUUUGAGCUGUCUGGGCUCUCAGAAAAAAUUUCUGAUAUCAAGACAAAAAAUAUUCUUGACAUAUUUAAUCUUAUUACAAUUUCAUGUAAUAUAAAAAUAAAACAACAUUAAGAUUAAAUCAGAAAUUUCUAUCUUCAGGUCAAUCUAUAAUUCUUAAAUUGUCGCAAAUCUAGAAUAUCAUAAGAUUGUCACAAAUUUAGUAAAUUAUUUUAAAAAAAUUAAUAAGAUAGCAUAAAAAGUCAUUUUAUUCUAGAUUUAAGAACUUUCUAUUUAAGAAUAAAAUACUCCUUCUUUGAUAAUAAAUAUGAUUGGCAUUAUAUCAAUCCUAUUUUAUGAUAGAUCGAAGAGUAAUAUAUAGCAUUAAGUCCAGAAAUCUUUUCUGUGGGUGCAUAGAGCAUAGAACAUUGCAGCAACUUCACAAUGUUCUGAAUAUUACUGAAAUUUUAUAGAUAUUCUGUAUAUUAAUUCUUCAAAUUCUGGUUUUUUAUUUUUACGUUACAAAUAAAUAAAGUUGCAUUAAAAAUAA